Molecule: messenger RNA, 1727 nt
Organism: Brachypodium distachyon (stiff brome)
Lineage: Eukaryota; Viridiplantae; Streptophyta; Magnoliopsida; Poales; Poaceae
Product: ATP sulfurylase 1, chloroplastic
Exons: 5
Coding region: 1-1401 (466 amino acids)
Biological process (GO): sulfate assimilation
Molecular function (GO): sulfate adenylyltransferase (ATP) activity; adenylylsulfate kinase activity
Source: RefSeq, a predicted model, not a curated record
AUGGCGACGCAGGCCGCCUUCCUGGUCAAAUUCCCGCAGCUGGCGCUGUCCGCGCAGCCGAGCCGUGGCCAGUCGUGGGUCGCGGUCGCGGCGGGCAAGGUGGCCGCGCCGCGCGGGGUGCGGUGCCGCGCCGGCGGCCUGAUCGAGCCCGACGGGGGCAGGCUGAUGGAGCUGGUGGCGCCCGAGCAGGGCGGGCGGCGCGCGGCGCUGCGGCGGGAGGCGGCGGCGCUGCCGCACCGGGUCCGGCUGGGCCGCGUGGAGACGGAGUGGGUGCACGUGCUCAGCGAGGGCUGGGCCAGCCCGCUGCGGGGCUUCAUGCGCGAGAGCGAGUUCCUCCAAGCACUUCAUUUCAACGCCGUCCGCGGCGACGAUGGGAAACUGGUCAACAUGUCCGUGCCCAUCGUGCUCGCCGUCGACGACGCCCAGCGCCGCGCCAUCGAGGCGUCCGGCGCCACCCGCGUCGCGCUCGUCGACGACCACGACCGCCCCGUCGCGGUCCUUAGCGACAUUGAGAUCUACAAGCAUAAUAAGGAAGAAAGAAUUGCUCGGACUUGGGGAACAAUUGCACGUGGACUGCCGUAUGUAGAGGAGGCAAUUGCAAAUUCUGGUGAUUGGUUGAUUGGUGGGGACUUGGAGGUUAUAGAACCAAUCAAGUAUAAUGAUGGUCUCGAUCAGUAUCGCUUAUCUCCAGCACAGCUGCGUGAAGAAUUUACCAGGCGCAAUGCUGAUGCAGUAUUUGCUUUCCAACUUCGCAACCCUGUACACAAUGGUCAUGCUUUGCUCAUGACUGAUACACGCAGGCGCCUUCUUGAGAUGGGUUACAAAAACCCUGUUCUCCUUCUCCAUCCUUUGGGAGGAUUCACAAAAGCAGAUGAUGUGCCUCUUAGUGUGAGAAUGAAGCAGCAUGAGAAGGUUCUUGAGGAAGGUGUCCUCAACCCAGAAUCAACAGUGGUUGCAAUCUUCCCGUCUCCAAUGCAUUAUGCUGGGCCAACUGAGGUCCAAUGGCAUGCCAAGGCUCGCAUUAAUGCUGGUGCAAACUUCUAUAUUGUUGGGAGAGAUCCUGCUGGUAUGAGCCACCCAAUUGAAAAAAGAGACCUUUAUGAUGCUGAUCAUGGAAAAAAAGUGUUGAGUAUGGCUCCUGGGCUUGAGAGGCUUAAUAUCCUUCCUUUCAAGGUGGCUGCAUAUGACACAAAGCAGAACAAGAUGAAUUUUUUCGACCCAUCAAGGAAAGAUGACUUCCUGUUCAUCUCUGGCACAAAGAUGCGUAGUCUUGCCAAGAACCGUGAGAGUCCACCAGAUGGUUUUAUGUGCCCGGGUGGCUGGAAAGUCCUUGUCGAGUACUAUGAUAGCUUGACACCACCAGAAGGCAGCAGCAAACUGCGAGAGGCAGUUGCGGCGUAGAAGCUGAAAGAUGCUUCAGAUAAGUAUAGUGUUGUAUCCGGUUCUUCACGAUGGCGAACCGAUGAUAUAUGAUUGUAUAUGGGUCGGAAGACUUACAUUUGGGCCUGGUUCCCGACACUCCCUCGUGGUUUGUACUGCUUGCUGUCUACUGGCAGUGUUACGGUAUUUGCCUCCUGAAGCCCAUCAUGUGCUUGGUGCCAAUAAAGAUGGAUUUAUUAUCCUCUGCCAGAUUUGUACAUAACUACAUAUACAGUAUGUUGGUAAUUUAUCUAGUGCUUGAUGUGUUUGCGUAGAUCUCUUCUUAAAAGCAAAGUUUGGUUUUCAUA